AUGGAUUUUUUUGUCUUGUUUGAUGGUCAAUUUCAAUAUUCAAAAAAGUCAAACAAUUAUAUUCGUAUUCAUUCUUUAAAUAUCCCUGACAGUUUUAUUUAUUCAGAAAAGUGUCAAUCUAAAUAUACAAAACUGGUAGCAACAUCUUUUAUCACGGCUCUCAAUGAUGCGUUGAAAUGUUUGGCAGAAUAUGCAAGCAAUAUACCUUCAAUAAUUCUUGAUACAUUUGAGACAUAUCUUGGACAAUUACGUGAAAUUUCGAAGAAAAAACAACAAAAGACUUCAUUGGAAAUACAUGAUUUAUUAGAAACUCAAUUAGAAGAAUUAAAUAAUAACGAUGUAUCUUCCAUUAUUGCGAUUGCAACAUUUAAUUUAGGUAAUUUGAAGAAAUUUGCUAGUGCUAUUUCUAGUAGAGUAUUUGGUGGUACGGCGUUACAUAAAAUUAUCAAUAUAAAAAGACUUCAGAAAUUUAUUGGUGAACAUAAUGAAGUUCAAAAAACUAUCAAAGGUCCACAAGAAUUCUUGAACGUAGUACAAAAAAUAUGUAGAUGA
Rhizophagus irregularis DAOM 181602=DAOM 197198 is the source of this 552-nucleotide messenger RNA. Lineage: Eukaryota; Fungi; Glomeromycota; Glomeromycetes; Glomerales; Glomeraceae. The record is from RefSeq and is a predicted model, not a curated record.